AUGAAGAUGGUUGCCGACUCCUACGGUUUGUGCGCGGCGUGCGAGAAUCAGAGCGCGGCGUGGUCUCGCCAACAGGGAAACUACUCACCUGUUACGUGCGCCGUCCGUGCCGCGUCCCCCUCUUCUUCUACGGUCGAACGUCACUCGCACGCCAGCAGCCCCAGCAGCAGCCCCAUCAGACGUCCCCACGCGCCGGAGCAGGAAGAGACACGGAACUCUAUCAACGGCGACGUGAACGGCAAGUGCGUGAAGACCCGCCGAGUCCGCCCGGCACGUCGGUGGUCGGAGCACGUCGAUGCGCCGACCGCCGUGUCCUUCAACAAUCUCCUGUGGAGCGGUGCGGUGACGUCGCAGCCGCCGAACCGCCACGACAGCCGCAUCCGCCGAUCGGAGAGGACAUCGAAGACGGCGUCGGAGGAUUCCUCAACUAACCCGUCCGUUUCUUCUUCCUCUUCCUCCUCCGCGAAGCUCGAGGAGUCCAUCUACAAGCGCAUUGUGGAGUGGGACCUGAACAGCGCCCGCCUGUCGAACAACGCCUGCGACCGCGUGGUGGCGGCGGUCUCCGACGACUCUCCUUUUACCGGUGUUCGCGGGAAGGCGACGACGGCGAGCGAUGACGGGGAGAGCGACGAGGGCAGCAGCCGCCACUCCUCGCCGGCGCUCUCGGCGUCGAGUGAGUCGAAGCGGAGUUCAAACUCGCCCAGCUUUGCCCCGCUGGAGGACGGCGUGACGGUGCGCGCGCCGGAGGCGACGUCGGCGGGUGGGCUGCAACGCACCCCUCCGAGUUCCCCCCCUCGCCGCUGCAGCGAUGCAGCGCCUCCUUCCGCCACGACGGCGGCGGAGGCGGCGGUGAUGCCACCGCUUUAUAUCACACCCUGUGUGUCGUACACCGAAUCGCACACAUCGUCUCCGUCGUCCUCUAGCGCCUCCGCGUCCUUCAACGUGGCUGACAUCGUCACCGCGCUGCGCAGCACGCCGGCGGACCAGCACCCCUUCCUCGACAUGCAGUACCAACGUAACCUGCGUGAGCACGAGCAGGCGCAGGAGCAGCUGAACCAGCAGGUCAUGCAGUCCUUCCAGACCCAGUUUUCGAGCCAUCAGCAGGCCGCCGCCUUCAAGUGUUUGCUGAACGCUGCGCACCGUCAUCAGUACCAUCAGUGCAUGGCCCGCGACACGACGAAGGAGAAGAGCCGGCAGCAGGCGAGCGACAACUUCGCCGGCGCCCGUUCGCCGAGUUGUGCCGGUCGUUGGGGUCCCCGUCAGCGCCGCCUCAUCAACCGCCAGUGGCGCAUGACGGCCGAGCAGGCGGAGUGUGACCUGUACCGCGAGGGCCUCGGCGCGGUGCAGCGGAAGCUGUCAUGCAUGUGUCUCUUCAACCCCGACACCGACGUGCGGGUGUACGAUGAGAACACGAACGUGCGAGAGCAGCGGUGCUACCGCCAGCACAAGCUGCUCGUCCGUCUGCAGCGUCAGGCCAUGCGUGGCGGCAACCCCUACUUUCUGGGGGAGGCUGCGUAG
Leptomonas pyrrhocoris is the source of this 1518-nucleotide messenger RNA. RefSeq lists its product as hypothetical. The transcript has a single exon. Lineage: Eukaryota; Euglenozoa; Kinetoplastea; Trypanosomatida; Trypanosomatidae. The record is from RefSeq and is a predicted model, not a curated record. The coding region runs from base 1 to 1518 and encodes 505 amino acids.